UAGAGCUAAAGGGGGAGGCUUUCGAAACCCAAAAUUCCCAUCUCUUGUUUCUUGGUUGGACCAACCGGCUCCGAUCCCUCUCUGUCUUGUCGUCAUUUUAUCAUCAACUUAGAGACGGCCGCCGGAGGUUACGUUAGUCAUACUAUGCAUCCAUGAGGUUUGUGCAAGGGCGUCGUUUGCUUGCAUCGCUUGGCAGACGCUUUCCUCCUCGGCAACCUAAACCUACAGAGCAGCCAGAGCGGCCUCGAAUUCGAUUGCGGCCGGGAGAUCCUUAUGGUAGGCCCCGGCCUCGUGACUUCGUCAUGGAGAUGAUUGAGCGUAUGAAACUACUUACUGCGGAUGAAAAGUUGAAAUUUGGCUAUAUAUUCAGUGAGCUGCUGGGUCUUCCAAAACCUCUUGAGAUAAAAAGCAAAGAUAAGAAAUUUGCUGUGAAGUUGGUCAAGUAUGACCCUGAUAAAAGGUCCAAAGUGCUUAAAGAGGUUGCAUGGAUCAAAUCUACAGUAGUAGUGAUCAAACAUUUGGCCGAGUUGGGUCUGCAACCAUCGCUCCAAUGUGUGCAGGACGUCCCCUACUCCCUCAUUAAAGAUGAUGUCACAAAGGAAGAAGCUAAUGAAAUCAUUGCCAAGAUCCAAGCUGCUGGUGGAGUCGCUGUUAUGGAGCCAAUGGAGUGAUCAUCAGCAACUUUGUUUUAUUUCUAAUUGUGUGUGUUAUUUUAUGUUUGUCUUGUGAUUACAGUAGGUACGUAGUGGAUGUUUUGUAUGAGAACAAAUUAAUCACCCUAAACCUUAUCUCGUGAUGCAUCUCCUUCUCUCACUUUAUUGUUGUGUUUAUUUCUUCUUGUAAUGUUUGCCGUCAUGUGAAGUUCUUUCUUGAAGCA
Molecule: messenger RNA, 877 nt
Organism: Arabidopsis lyrata subsp. lyrata
Lineage: Eukaryota; Viridiplantae; Streptophyta; Magnoliopsida; Brassicales; Brassicaceae
Exons: 2
Coding region: 153-671 (172 amino acids)
Biological process (GO): translation
Cellular component (GO): ribosome
Molecular function (GO): structural constituent of ribosome
Source: RefSeq, a predicted model, not a curated record